Solanum stenotomum is the source of this 2097-nucleotide messenger RNA. Its product is annotated as probable leucine-rich repeat receptor-like protein kinase At1g68400. The record is from RefSeq and is a predicted model, not a curated record. The transcript is spliced from 3 exons. Gene Ontology annotation, biological process: protein phosphorylation. Bases 30 to 1940 code for a protein of 636 amino acids. Gene Ontology annotation, molecular function: protein kinase activity; ATP binding; protein binding. NCBI's taxonomy places the organism in Eukaryota, Viridiplantae, Streptophyta, Magnoliopsida, Solanales, Solanaceae.
AAACAGAGCAAAAACAGAGCAAUCAAAAAAUGGCAGCUCUGUUUCCAAACCAAUUUUCUCUCUCUAAAAUCCUCUCUUUCUCUCUCUUCAUCUCCGUCUUCUUCUUCACCGUAUCUCAUUCCGACGAUUUCUCAGCUCUUUUAGCCUUCAAAUCCCGAGCCGAUACGUCGAAUUUUCUUACUUCAUGGUCUAGAAAUGCCCCAUGUUCUUCAUGGAUAGGUGUAAAAUGUCAUCCAAUUACUCGUAGAGUCGUAAAAAUUGUACUCAAUCACUUAAACCUCACCGGAUCAAUUCAUCCAUUGAUUCAUCUUACACAAAUUCGUCAUUUAAGUUUACAUCACAAUUCUCUCAGUUCGAUUCCGAAAUUCGAUUUUUGGCCUAAUCUCAAACAUGUUUACCUCUCUCACAACAAGUUUUCCGGUGAAUUUCCAUCGGGAAUUUACCAUUUGAAGCGACUCAGGCGACUUGAUUUGUCGUUUAAUGAGUUUUCCGGUGAGAUUCCGGUGAAGGAGUUGAAUCAAUUGCCGCAUUUGAUGACUCUGCGUCUCGAGUUUAAUUCUCUUAGCGGAUCACUUGGUGUUGAUGAAAAAAAAACUGUUGCUUCAGUUAAGGAAUUCAAUGUUUCUGGGAAUAACUUUUCUGGGAAAAUCCCAAAUUGGUUAUCAAAAUUUCCAGUGGCAGCUUUUGCAGGAAACGUUCGUCUUUGUGGAUAUCCAUUACGAACUAUUUGCCCGAGUGAAACAGUGGAUAGUAAUCCAACAGUGAUGAGUACUCCUAAUUCACAAUUCAACUUUCUUAAUCAAAGAAAGAAGAAUUUGAGUGAAAACAUGUUUCUCUUGAUAGUCACACUUGAUGCAAUAGGCGUUAUGAUGACGGUUUUGGUAAUAACAUGGUGUUGUUAUUACAGAAAGAAGAAUCAAGAGAGUGAAAUUUACAGGUUGAGGAAGAUGAAUACCAAGUAUAAUAAUCAGGACACGAGUAGUUCAAGUCUGUAUCAUUCAUUUGAAUAUGGUAUCAAGAAAACAAGUGAUCAGUUUGCAACUAUGGUUUGUUUUGAAGGAUGUAAAGGUUUCAAUAAAGUUGAUGAUUUGUUGAAGGCCUCAGCUGAAAUGUUGGGAAAAGGGAGUGUUGGAACAAGUUAUAAAGUGGCUAUUUUGGAUAAUGGAGAUGUUGUUGUAGUUAAAAGAGUAAUUGAAAAGUUGAAGAAAAUGAAAGAUGUUGAUGGAUUUUUGAGAUUAAUUGGAAAUUUGAGACAUACAAAUGUUGUGCCACUUAGAGCUUAUUAUUCAUCAAAAGAGGAAUUGCUUCUUGUCUAUGAUUUUCUCCCCAAUGGAAGUCUACACAAUCUCUUACAUGGCAAUCGUGGACCGGGAAGAACACCAUUGGAUUGGGCAACAAGACUAAAAUAUGCAUUAGGAGCAGCAAAAGGACUUAGGUUUUUACAUAGCAACAACAAAACCAAGAUUUGCCAUGGGAAUUUCACAUCAUCAAACAUACUAAUUGAUCACAAUGGCAAUGCUUGUAUCUCUGAUAUAUGUCUUCACUUGCUCUUACAAAUGCCAAUUUCAUCAAACAAUGGAUACAAAGCACCGGAAUUAUCAACACAAAACAAUGUAAACACAAACCAAAAUCCAAGAAAUUUUUCUCAAAAGAGUGAUGUGUAUAGCUUUGGAGUGGUUUUACUAGAGAUUUUGACUGGGAAAAUUGCAACAAGUGAAGGGGAAACAAGUUUGGCAAAAUGGAUACAAAGUGUUGUGAACAAAGAAUGGACUUGGGAUGUGUUUGAUUUUGAACUUGCAAGGUAUAAAGAAAGGGAAGAUGAAAUGGUUGCACUUUUAAAAGUGGCUAUGGCUUGUUUGGUUUCAUCUCCAAAAGAUAGGCCAAAGAUGAUUGUAGUGGAGGAAAUGAUCGAAGACAUCGCGAAAAAAGAGAACAAAUAGAGGGUCAGGUCCAUUAUCCAUCGAAUUUUGAAAUGUUAUGUUUACUUAUCCUUAGAAAUUUAUCGACCAUCGAAAGAGGAGAAUAGAGUUCUUUAUACUACUAAUUGUUCUCCUUCUACUCACAAUUUGAAUUUGAUUCUUGGUAAUCAAUUAGUUA